This is a messenger RNA of Pongo pygmaeus (Bornean orangutan), 3049 nucleotides long. RefSeq names its product SPRY domain containing 7 (gene SPRYD7). Gene Ontology annotation, molecular function: protein binding. The transcript has 6 exons. The record is from RefSeq and is a predicted model, not a curated record. Bases 226 to 894 code for a protein of 222 amino acids. Lineage: Eukaryota; Metazoa; Chordata; Mammalia; Primates; Hominidae.
CCAGUCCGGUCCCUGCCCGGCCCCUUGAUUCUCCGCGUCUUCCUCGCAGGCCAGCCUAGACUCAGCCUGCAUUGCGCCCUCCCGACCUAGGGUGUCGCUGUACCAGGCUCCGAGCUCCACACAGACAAGUCCAGAGCUCGGGCGGGGGCAGGAGACGGAGCUGAGCGGCGGGGGGCGGUGUCGCCUUGGUCUAGGGACGGCGGCGAAGUCGGUGGUCCCUGCGCGAUGGCCACCUCGGUGUUGUGCUGCCUGCGGUGCUGCAGAGACGGCGGGACUGGCCACAUCCCUCUGAAGGAGAUGCCGGCCGUGCAGCUGGACACGCAGCACAUGGAGAUGGGGUUUUGCAAGGUUGCCCAGGCUGGUCUUGACUUCCUGCACUCAAGCAGUCUGCCCACCUCAGCCUUCCAAAGUGCUGGGAUUACAGGAACAGAUGUUGUUAUUGUAAAGAAUGGAAGAAGAAUAUGUGGAACAGGAGGUUGUUUAGCCAGCGCACCUUUACAUCAAAACAAAAGCUAUUUUGAAUUCAAAAUCCAGUCCACAGGAAUCUGGGGUAUUGGUGUUGCAACUCAGAAGGUUAACUUGAAUCAGAUUCCUCUUGGCCGAGAUGUGCACAGUCUGGUGAUGAGAAAUGAUGGAGCCCUUUACCACAACAAUGAAGAGAAAAAUAGGCUGCCAGCAAACAGUCUUCCACAGGAAGGAGAUGUGGUGGGUAUUACUUAUGACCAUGUCGAAUUAAAUGUAUACUUGAAUGGAAAAAACAUGCAUUGUCCAGCAUCAGGAAUACGAGGGACAGUGUAUCCAGUUGUUUAUGAAAGAAAAAGACUGCAUAACACUGAAGAAGUGUGGUUACAAAGUUAUGACUUCCUGGCUGGGCGCAGUGGCUCACGCCUGUAAUCCCAGCACUUUGGGAGGCCGAGGCAGGCGGAUCACGAGGUCAGGAGAUCGAGACCAUCCUGGCUAAUAGGGUGAAACCCCAUCUCUACUAAAAAUACAAAAAAUUAGCUGGGCGUGGUGGCGGGUGCCUGUGGUCCCAGCUACUCGGGAGGCUGAGGCAGGAGAAUAGCAUGAACCCGGGAGGCAGAGCUUGCAGUGAGCCGAGAUCGUGCCACUGCACUCCAGCCUGGGUGACAGAGCGAGACUCUGUCUCAAAAAAAAAAAAACAAGGUUAUGACUUCUAGCCUCAUCUGAGCUCUCAAUAAUUUUCAGCAAUUCUUUGUGCAUGUCUAUGCAUUCUGUGCUUCUUGCAUUCUCUAUUCAUCCUCUGAAAAUGCCUUGCCUUCUACCUUACAAAAAAAACAGGCAAUCACAAGUGAACUCCAGCUUCCCUCUCUUCAAGUCCAAUCCUGCCUUCUUUCCAUCUCAUCUCAGAAGUGGUACUCUGCAUGUUGCAAACACUCUAUCUGUAGUCUGGGUUCCAAACUCCCCAACUCUGGAACGUCACUUUGUCAGUUAUUUCAUCGAUAUCUCAUGUCAUGGGCCUCCCUCUUCAGUGCUUAUAAACAUUCUAAGUCCCAUCCCAGACGCCCUUCUUUGGGCAUGCAUCCCUCACUAGUCCUGUGUUUCCCCUUCCCUGGAUGGCCACAUUUCUUCUAGAAUAACCUAUAUCUGCCAUCUUUAUUGUUUUUCUUUCUUUUUUUUUUUUUAACAUUUAGGUUCGGGGGUACAUGUGAAGGUUUGUUACACAGGUAAACUGGUGUCAUGGGGGGGUUUGUUGUAUAGAUUACUUGACUAGCUCAGGGGUAGAGCAUUUGACACCUUUAUUAUUGUUUGUUUGUUCUGCAACCCAGUCCAGCUGCCAUUACACCACUCAUUGAAACCACCCUUGCUAAAAUCACUGGUGACUUCAUGAAUGUCAAAUCCAGUAUUUACAUUUUUUUCUGCAUUUAUGCUGAAAUAUAAAGUAUAUAGUAAUGUGCAUUAAACUUAUAUGUGCAAUUUAACAAAUAGCUAUCAAGUGAACACUCACAUUAUUACCACUUAGAUCAAGAAAUAGAACAUUUUCUUGGCCCAGAUGCAGCCCGCACCACAGCUGCAUUCCUCACCCAGGGGGAGUAAUCACUAUUGGAUGGCAGUGCUAGUUGUUUACUUGCUUUGCUUUACGGUCAUGUUUUGUUUUGUCAUCACCAGGGCCAAGGUAAUGAACAUAUUCACCACCCCAAAGGUUUCCUUCUGCCUCUUAUAUCCUACUCACUUCUCCCUACCCCAGCCCCAACCAAACAACCACUGAUUUGCUUUCUGUCACUACAGAUUAGCCCAUAUUUUCUAGAGUAUUAUAUUAACAAAAUAAUAUGGUCUUUUCUUUUGGUCUGGCUUCUUUCACUCAGCACAAUUAUUUGAAGAUUCAUUUAUGCUAUAGCAUGUAUCAAUAAUUCAUCAGUUUUUAUUGCUGAGAAGUGUAGCAUUGUGUGGAUAUAUCACAAUUUCUUAGGGUUGUUUCCAGUGUGGGGCUAUUACAAAUAAAGCUAUUGUGAACAUUUGAAAAUAUGUCUUUGGAUAUACACAUUCAUUUCUCUUGAGUAAAUACUGGUAAAAACAUUUAGAAGCUGAGUAAGGCCUGCAGUCUAGUUCACAGUAGUGUACCAAUGUCAGUUUCCUGGUUUGGAUGUUGAGCUGUAGUCAUGUAAGAUGUUACCACUGGGGCAAACUGGACAAAGGGUGCACUGGACUCUUAACAUUUUUGCAACUUCCUGUGAAUCUAUACUUUUUCAAAGUUAAACAUUUUUUUAAACAGUAAUGUAUCUUAAUUAUAUAAAAUUGAGAAAAUGCAGAUAAGCAAAUAAGAAAAAAAUUACCCAUAUUCACAUCCUCUUGAGAGAAUUACUAAUAAUAUUUUUGUAUAUAUCCUUCCAAUGUUUUUGACAGAUAGAUUUUGAUUUUUGUUGUGGCUGUUUUUACCCAUAGGAUUAUGUUUUGUAACAGGGACAGCAGAUAUAUUUAUUCUUCUUACCUAUUAAUAUUGUAGUAUUAUGGAGACAGUUUAUUUUAUUUUAUAAUUAUGUAUUCAUUGAAAUUAAAGUAUUUGCUUCUAAUUUAUUUUCUUUCUUUUUGU